Helianthus annuus (common sunflower) is the source of this 862-nucleotide messenger RNA. RefSeq names its product 21.7 kDa class VI heat shock protein. NCBI's taxonomy places the organism in Eukaryota, Viridiplantae, Streptophyta, Magnoliopsida, Asterales, Asteraceae. The record is from RefSeq and is a predicted model, not a curated record. The transcript has 2 exons. The coding region runs from base 44 to 586 and encodes 180 amino acids.
GUGUUAAAACAUCUAAACUUUAACUUUGCGCGACUCUAGAAUAAUGGCUAGCAUGCGACUUGAGGUUGUAUUCGAAGAUCAUACUCCACAUAAAUGGCGUGUUCCUUUGAAAGAAGACGUUUUUGGUGCAUUUAUGGCGAAAGGAGGUCCAGUCAUGCAUAAGGUUUUUGGUAAUAAAUCAUUGUUUGGACCAUUAUUGUUUAAGAAGUUCUUUGAUCCAUCAGACGCGUUUCCACUUUGGGAAUUUGAGCCGGGUGUGUUGUUGUCUGAUCUUCAGAACCCGUGUGUGGAUUGGUUUCAAACAGAAGCGUGUUAUGUCCUAAAAACCGAGCUACCAGAUAUAGAAAAAAGCAGCAUUAGAGUUUAUGUUGAGAAUGGGAAGGUUAUGGAGAUUAGUGGGCUAUGGAACCACAAAGGAGAAUCAAGAGCGUCACCGGACUGGCAAAGUGGCAAAUGGUGGGAACGAGGCUUCGUACGCAGGCUAGAAUUGCCUGAAAAUGUGGAUUGGAAGAAAACCGAGGCGCAUGUGAACAACGACACCAUUUUGGACAUCAGACUUCCCAAACUUCAACAGAAUGUGACAUAAGGGAAGGGUGAUCAAAGAUUCUACAUAUGCUAGCGCAUGAUAUCGACUCAAAGGUUUCCAGUGUUUGGUUUUUUAACAACUAUAUAAACAACUUGAGUGUGCAUUUCUAUAUGAAAAGAUAGUAAAGCCAUAUGGAUCUUGAAUCUUGAUGUCUUGUUACUUCCAUAGUUCCAUACAAUGAAGAAACAAUAGGAAAGUAUAUAAAAGAACAGACAAACCUAAAGUGGUCUAUGAACAUUCAAAGGAAAAUAUAUAUAUAUUUUUUUGUUGUUUGUU